Homalodisca vitripennis (glassy-winged sharpshooter) is the source of this 877-nucleotide messenger RNA. It is a transcript of the gene mRpL17, whose product is annotated as 39S ribosomal protein L17, mitochondrial. The coding region runs from base 207 to 788 and encodes 193 amino acids. Gene Ontology annotation, biological process: translation. Gene Ontology annotation, cellular component: mitochondrial large ribosomal subunit; ribosome. The transcript is spliced from 3 exons. Gene Ontology annotation, molecular function: structural constituent of ribosome. The record is from RefSeq and is a predicted model, not a curated record. Lineage: Eukaryota; Metazoa; Arthropoda; Insecta; Hemiptera; Cicadellidae.
GAAAGUCAACAGUUCCAUUCCAAAUCCAAAUGUUCCAAACGUCGUAGUCCUCUUUAAUACUAGUGUUAAUAUUUUAUUGUAGACUAGAAUAUUUUCUUAAUUUUACUUGUAAAAUUUAAUUUUGAUUUUCUCCUUUCUAUCUUAAAGAAAGUGCGUAUAUAUCAAACCUUUUAAAAACUCGGUUAUAUUUAUUCUGUUGGCUUAAAAUGCCUCAGGCUGAGGUUUCCAAACUAGUGUCACAGUUAAGAAUUAAAGUUAAUCCUACAUAUAGGAGAUUAAAGAAUCCAAGAGGGCCUCAAGGUAGACAUGAAAUUAUACAAAACAUUUUAACUGGAUUGUUCAAGUAUGAGAGAAUAGAACUAAUCUAUACUAAAGCAGAUGAAGCUAGAGGUUAUGCUGAAAGGUUAAUAUCAGAAGCUAUUAGAAAUGGUGACUGUCACAAACCAACAAUGGAGCUCGCAGAUUACUGGUUAAAAGAAAAACAAGUUGUCCACAAACUGUUCAAAGUUCUUGUUCCUCGAUAUCAGAAUUAUAACAUGUCAUAUACGAGGGUGCACAAAGUUACUGGUCAAUAUCCUGAUGGACGCUAUCCUCGAACUUUGUUAGAAUUGAGAGGAAAUCCAUUUCCUCGGCUUACUCAAGACCAGUCAAGCAAUCGUAAUUUAAUCCACAAUGUUCUCUUUGAUGAGGCUAAAAAGGAGUACAGGGCACAAAAAUAUGCAGAGAUAGCAGAACAACUGUCUGCCCCAGAGAGCCCAAGUGACUCAAAACCUGUAACAGACACGUAGAAAAACCUUGCAUAGUGUAGAAAAUUAGUCUAAUAAUUAACCCUCGACAAUUUUGUAAAUAAACCUUACAACUUAGAUGCAAACUUCAA